Molecule: messenger RNA, 2516 nt
Organism: Epinephelus fuscoguttatus (brown-marbled grouper)
Lineage: Eukaryota; Metazoa; Chordata; Actinopteri; Perciformes; Serranidae
Product: GTPase IMAP family member 7-like
Exons: 3
Coding region: 67-972 (301 amino acids)
Molecular function (GO): GTP binding
Source: RefSeq, a predicted model, not a curated record
GCUGAUCCAUCACAGUCUGUGAACCUUCCCUUCAGUCUGACUCUGAAUCAGUCCCAGCUGAGAGACAUGGCGUCCACGCAUGAAGCACAGAGCCUUAGGCGUCCAAAUCCAUGCACUGCAUCUCCUCCAGCUGCCAGACGCAGCAGACUAACAGAUUCCGAUGAGCUCAGGCUCGUCCUGAUUGGCAAGACAGGAGCAGGGAAAAGUUCAGCAGGAAACACCAUCUUGAGCAGACAAGCUUUUGAGUCCGACCUAUCUGCAACGUCUGUGACAACCGAUUGUAUGAAAGAAAGAGGAGAGGUCGGAGGGAAAAAGGUUGCUGUCGUCGACACCCCAGGACUGUUUGACACCGAAUUAACCAAUGAGGAAGUGUUGCCAAGGAUCAAGGUGUGCAUCGGCAUGUCCUCUCCUGGUCCUCAUGCCUUCCUGGUGGUCGUUCAGCUGGGCAGGUUCACAGAAGAGGAGAAAGAAACAGUCCGAAUGAUUCAAGAGCAUUUCGGUGAAGAUGCCGCCAAAUACACGAUGGUGUUGUUCACUUGUGGGGACAAGCUGAAGAAACAAACCAUCGAAGAGUUUGUCUCAAAGAGCAAAGACCUCCAAGACAUCAUCCAGAAAUGUUACGGCCGUUAUCACGUCUUCAACAAUGAGGUGGAAAACCCAUCUCAAGUCACUGAGCUUCUGGAGAAGAUCGACAAGAUGGUAAGCGACAACAACGGGUCGCACUACACCACAGAUAUGUACCUGAAGGCAGAGAGAGCCAUCGAGGAGAGGAAACAACAACUCCUCAAAGAGUCUGAGGAGAAGAGGAAGAGGGAGGUCGAGGAGCUGAAGGCCAAAUACGAAGGAGAGAAGUUGGAGCUAGAAUUAAAAAUGAUGAAAGAAAAAUACGAGGCUGAAGCCAGAGCUCGAGCUGAAAGAGAGAAUAAUGUUCACCAUACAUACACGCUGAAGGUUGAGUGUGUGAUCAGCUGAGCAGCCGAAGCUCUGAUCUGUUUAACGGCAACAGUUUAGAGAAACUUCUCAAAUCAUUUCUGAGCGUAACAUAAAAUAACCUCCUUUACUGUGUUAAUUAGGACAAGUACUGUGAUAUCUAAUAUUCAUACUUCAAAUGCUUCCCAAAUAUUCCACGUUGAAAUGUUCCACAUCUCUCAUAUUCCUCUAAUUCCAUUUCAGCUUUUUAAAUAUUCAACCCUUUUUGAAGCUCAGUGAAACUGUCCGUCUCAGAUUUUUACAUUAAUGUGUACAGGACAGAAAGAGUGGGUGACGUCACAGUUAGAGUGGAGAGGAGCUGCAUUUGUUUUAAUUCUCUUAAACUUGCUGUUUUUCACACAAUCUUGGCUCUUUAUACUGUACAUCACGUUUAGUUUAAAAAUAGGAAAAAAAAUCGAUGCUAUUUCAUACACUGUAGCUGUGGAAGCAAACUGACGGAGCUCACAUCUUUCAGACAUUAAAUCCAGCAGUUCAGUUUAGCAUCAGCUUUACAACAGACCUUAAACCCGAUAUUUCACAUCUUUCAUACACCAUGAGUGUUACUGAACUUUUAGAGAUCGUCAUCUAGUUUAGCGUUAGCUUUUUAAAAAUGUUAAUAUGUUCCAUAUUAUUCAAACAUUAUUGCUCUUUGUCAACUUUUAAAACCAUGAAUCAGUUUAGCAGCAGUUUAACAAACCUUUCAAUGGUACACAUCUUUAUUACAUUAUGUGUAUUUCUUUUACUUUUAAAGCCGACAAUGAGUUUAGCAUCAGCUUUUCAACAAACCUUAAUAUGUUCUACGUUUUUCAUACAUUAUGCAUAUUUUAUUUUUCAGCUUUUAUAACCAUCAGUUCAGUUCAGCAGCAGCUUUUUAACAAACCUUAUAAUAUGUGAGGACACACAGGAGCCCAGAGUGCAUUCAAGUACCUAAACCAGCCACCACAAAACACACACUCUCAAGUCAGAGAGUGUUUUAUGAUGCCAGCACAUGUUGCUCGUGUGGACUCUUACUAAUGCAACAGAAGAACACUGAGUGCAUCUGUGUUUGAGGAGCCUCAGGUUAUCUCUGAAUCCGUUAACGUCUCCACUUCCCCUUUUUCAUCCUGUGUGUUCACUUGAACUCUUGACCUGUUCACACUGUGUGAAACCAUGUCUGUAAGCUCCGCCUUUAGUGCUGUAGUCAUGUGACGCCUCUGAGUUUAACCAGUCGGCAGUUAAUUAUUUUGCAUGCUGUGCUCAUGUGCGCUCUUUGACCAUAUAUGAAGAUGUUUCACCUGCAGUUCAGUUUUUUGGAAACCACCCCUCAGCUGUGGUGCAUGAGACGACAGAGGAAGUGGUUAGUGAUGUUACACUGAGAUAGACACGGCUCCUCUUCUCACACAGAGGUUUUAUUCUUUCUACUUUGGUUUGUGAUUGCUUGUAUUUCGUCUCGUCGCAGACGUUAGUCGCAGAAGUUUAGCUUUUUCAUUUUAUCAUGUUUGUCCUUUUUAAUUAUCUGUAACUGUUUAUCGUUGUCACUGAAUAAAAACAAGUGGUGGUCCGCUGAA